CAACAACAUGUGUUAAUAAGACUCAGCAGUUGUUUUCUGUUCCUGUAGCUUUAUGGAGAGGAAUACGUCGACUAGAUCCGAAAACAUGCCAUCGGGCGAGAGAGAAGGUGGAACAAAAGGGGCGGACACCAAAUCAUCUCUGCCAUUUGAUUGGAAGAAAAAAGUUAGAUCGGAGUACAUGAGAAUACGACAGCUGAAAAGAUAUAAAGCCGCUGAUGAAAUUAAGGCAUCCUUUUCGGCAAAUCGAAAGUAUAUAAAUGAUAAAUUGGACGACCAUAACAAUUGGUGGAAGGAACAGCCAAUCACAGCUCUACAUUCCGCCGAGACCUUCAGUCCUGUUCCAGUAACAAGAAAGUGUGAUGUAUCCAGUGACACAGAUCCCCCGCAGUCUGCCCCCCUGAGGGUGAUGAACGCCCUUCGCCCCAUCCCUUGUAUGUACAGCUGGGCACAGCUACAGCAGAAUUUCAUGGUUGAAGAUGAAACUGUUCUUCACAAUAUUCCAUAUAUGGGCGAUGACAUCCUCGACAAAGAUGGAAAAUUUAUUGAAGAGCUCCUGAAGAACUAUGAGGGCAAAGUUCAUGGAGAGAGAACUAUGGGAUUUCUCGAUGAGGAAAUCUUUUUCGAACUAGUGACGAAUCUUUGGGCCGAAGCUGAUGCAGGAGUUGAUAAAUCUCUUAUAAAACCCUCUAGCAGCAGUGCGUCCACUUCCAAGGAUGUCAAAGAUGGGGGCGAUGCAGAUGCCAAGAGGACCAGUUUCCCACCCGAUGUCAUAUUUCAGGGAAUAACAGCUGUGUUUCCGGACCGUGGGAAACCAGUGGAGCUGAAGGAAUAUUUCAGGGAUCUCUUAGAAAAGCGUGAUCCUCAAGUUGUUCCCCCUGAAUGUACCCCAAACAUUGAUGGGCCGAAUGCCAAGUCUGUACCAAGAGAACAAACGAUGCAUUCCUUUCACACUUUGUUCUGUCGACGGUGUUACAAAUAUGAUUGCUUUCUACAUCCGUAUCAUCCGACCCCAAGUAUGUUGACUAGGAAAAUGGCGGAUAAGAAACAAGAGUCAGAACCCUGCAGUGCAGAAUGCUACCUCCAUCAGGUGGGCUGUCAUGACAACGACUCUGUUGUGUCUGAAAAAUCUGAUCGCAGCGAGAAGUCUGAGCGCUGUAAGAAUUCCCCGCCAAGAACGGGUGGACGAAAACGAAAACAAGGCUCGGCACCAGGGGGGAUAAACAGUGGCUCUGGAGAGGACAGCGAACGUAGUAACGAUUCCACAGACCCGACCCCAGAGGUAACUUUCCCAACCCGUAAGACUCCGCCCUCCCCAGAGUGGAGCGGUGCGGAGGAAUCCAUGUUCCGGGUCCUUCUUGACAUGUAUCGUAACAACUACUGUGCGAUCGCCAAACUCAUCGGCAGUAAGAACUGUAAACAGGUAUAUGACUUUGCCCUGAAGGAAGCUACCCACAUGCCCGAGCUUAAGGAAGACCGCACCCAAACUCCACCCAGAAAGAAGAAGAAAAAACACAGGCUUUGGUCCAUGCAUUGUAGAAAGAUUCAACUGAAGAAAGACAGUUCGUCCAAUCCUGUGUACAAUUAUCAACCAUGUGACCACCCCGGCCAACGUUGUGACGAGACCUGUCCCUGUAUCAUGGCACAGAACUUCUGCGAGAAAUUCUGCCAGUGUAGUGCCGACUGUCAGAACCGAUUCCCAGGUUGUCGUUGUAAAGCUCAGUGUAACACCAAGCAGUGUCCAUGUUUCCUGGCCGUUAGAGAAUGUGACCCAGAUCUCUGCCAGACUUGUGGAGCAGAUCAGUUUGACACUACCAAAAUAUCUUGUAAAAAUGUCAGCGUUCAGAGGGGACUGAGGAAGCACCUUUUGCUGGCCCCUUCAGAAGUGGCUGGCUGGGGAAUUUUUUUGAAAACUUCAGCAGAAAAGAAUGAGUUUAUAUCAGAAUAUUGCGGGGAGAUAAUAUCCCAGGAUGAGGCUGACAGGCGCGGGAAAGUCUACGACAAGUACAUGUGUAGUUUCCUCUUUAAUUUGAAUAACGAUUUUGUUGUUGACGCCACAAGAAAGGGAAACAAAAUUCGCUUUGCCAACCACUCCGUGAACCCGAACUGUUACGCCAAAGUCAUGAUGGUUAAUGGAGAUCAUCGCAUCGGAAUAUUUGCCAAACGACCAAUCCAAGCUGGGGAAGAGCUAUUUUUUGAUUACAGGUAUGGACCGACAGAGCAGCUGAAAUUUGUGGGCAUUGAGAGAGACGCAGAAGUGGCAUAAUGCCCUCCUUCGUAACAAAACGUCAUGAAUUUCGCCUGAAGAAAUCAUAGUUGCCUGAAGAAAUCAUAGUUGCCUGAAGAAAUCAUAGUUGCCUGAAGAAAUCAUAGUUGCCAUUAUUGUUUUAUGCAGUAAUCAUUUAAAAGAAAUGUUGUCAUUUUCUAAAUUGUCAUUCUAUACAUACACAGGACUUGUUGAAUGCCAGAAAUCCUCCUAAAGAAGUGUUGUCAUUUUAUACAGACCCAGGACUUGUUAAAUGUCAGAAAUUCCCUUUAAGAAAUGUUGUCAUUUUCUAAAUUGUCGUUUUAUUGAGAGUUAGGACUUACUAAAUGUCAGAAAUUACUUCUAAGAAAUGUUGUCAUUUUAUGGAAAACAGAGUUCUUAAUCAAGAACAUGACAUUUAAACUGUGCGUGUGUUUCAUGUUGGAUAGAAUUGGGUAUGAGAGUUGCUCAUUGACUGCGUUAAAAACUGUACCAAGUUACCUCUCUUCGAAUUAAUUUAAAAUGAAACUUUAAAUGUAUUAAUAAGGUUAAAAAAAACAACAUGAAGGUUUGAGCAGCAAUAUUUAUUUAUUUAUUGGAUUUGUGUUUUACGCCGUACUCAAGAAUAUUUCACUUAUACGACAGCUGCCAGCAUUAAGGUGGGAGGAAACUGGGCAGAGCCCGGCGGGAAACCACAACCAUCCGCCAAUUGCUGACAGACCUUCCCACGUACAGCCGGAGAGGAAGUUAGCAUGAGCUGGACUUGAACUCACGGGGACUGUAUUGGUUAGAGGCUUCUAGGCCAUUGCGCCAGACUGGCAUGCUCUGUCACAGAGUCCCCCAAUAGAUCAGCUUUGAAAAUAUGGACAAACUUCUACAACAACAAAAAACUGAAGUUUCAUAGUGACAUUAGUGAUUUAGUUUUAAAUUUUGUUAGCAGAAAAUGAUGGUCUAUCCAUUACCAAAGUACCUGAAAAACAUAUUCACAUAAAACUUCCAACUUUGGUUAUCAGGGCAUAAUCCAUAUAUUUCAGGAAAUGGCUUGUGGGCUGACAAGUGGAAAAUUUUUAAUGAAAACUGCUUAUUUUUGGGGGGAGGGGAUUGUACCAGGACACUGAUUUUUAAGUAUUAAGUGUACUUAACAGUGCACUGUUACUUAAACCUCCACUGCACAUAUUAUCCUGAUUUUAGAGGAGGUAAUUGCAGCAAAUGUUGAAUUUCAUGUUGUACUUGAAAAUCAAUGCAAAUUUGUUAUUUGUGUUAUUUGCAUUGUUUGGUAGUGAAAAGGUUCACUAUAUCCACAUUCUAUCGUAUGGGCCCGGGGAUCAUGACGCGAUCUUAGACUUAAGUCAGAAUUUCUUACGACCAAAAUAUUGCAUGACAACGUAAAUUCUGAGUAAAAUGUUGUUAAAGAAAUUUCAGCUAAUAUAACAGAAAGAAACAUACAAAAUUUUAUGAUAGAAAUUUUGGCUUGCAUCUAAAAUGGCUUCAGGAUCUUGGCAUGGGUAUUUAACAUUAAUGUUCUCAAAAUGAUGUUCCUUAUUUUUGUACAAAAAUUCCGGCCUUAAACUGAAUAUUUCAGGAGUAAGGUGCUUUAAUGUAUAAGUGAAGAAUAAAUGUCUUGU
Molecule: messenger RNA, 3867 nt
Organism: Liolophura sinensis
Lineage: Eukaryota; Metazoa; Mollusca; Polyplacophora; Chitonida; Chitonidae
Product: histone-lysine N-methyltransferase EZH2-like
Exons: 18
Coding region: 53-2263 (736 amino acids)
Biological process (GO): heterochromatin formation
Cellular component (GO): nucleus; ESC/E(Z) complex
Molecular function (GO): protein binding; chromatin binding; histone H3K27 methyltransferase activity
Source: RefSeq, a predicted model, not a curated record